Chlamydomonas reinhardtii is the source of this 1123-nucleotide messenger RNA. RefSeq lists its product as uncharacterized. Gene Ontology annotation, molecular function: structural constituent of ribosome; rRNA binding. The record is from RefSeq and is a predicted model, not a curated record. Lineage: Eukaryota; Viridiplantae; Chlorophyta; Chlorophyceae; Chlamydomonadales; Chlamydomonadaceae. Bases 31 to 603 code for a protein of 190 amino acids. The transcript is spliced from 5 exons. Gene Ontology annotation, biological process: positive regulation of translational fidelity; translation. Gene Ontology annotation, cellular component: cytosolic small ribosomal subunit.
AGUUGGCAGAGGGAGCGCCAGCUUGCCAAGAUGCCGAAGAUAGGAUUCUACCGCAACUAUGGCAAGACCUUCAAGAAGCCCCGGCGUCCUUAUGAGAAGGAGCGCCUGGACGCUGAGCUGAAGCUUGUCGGCGAGUAUGGCCUGCGCAACAAGCGCGAGCUCUGGCGCGUGCAGAUGGUUCUGAGCAAGAUUCGCAACGCUGCUCGUGUCCUGCUCACGCUGGACGAGAAGGACCCCAAGCGUAUCUUCGAGGGUAACGCCCUGAUGCGCCGCAUGAACCGCUACGGCCUGCUGAACGAGAGCCAGGACAAGCUGGAUUACGUGCUGGCGCUGACCCCCCAGGACUUCCUGGAGCGCCGCCUGCAGACCCUGGUCUUCAAGCAGGGCCUGGCCAAGUCCAUCCACCACGCGCGCGUGCUGAUCCGCCAGCGCCACAUCCGCGUGGGCAAGCAGGUGGUCAACGUGCCCAGCUUCAUGGUGCGCGUGGACAGCCAGAAGCACAUUGACUUCGCCCUGACCAGCCCCUUCGGCGGCGGCCGCCCCGGCCGCGUGAAGCGGAAGAACGCCAAGAAGGGCGGCGACGGCGGCGAGGACGACGAGUAAACGCCCGCCAACGUGUUGGAGCAAGGAGCAAGGGGGGAUGCUGUAACGCUUCCACAGUCGCAUAUGCCCGUUUCCAUGCCGCGUGGUCCCAAUUACCCCUGGGGAGGGAGCCAGCUCUGGGGAGGUCGAGGCCGCGGCGCAGCAAGAGGAUUUUGUGCAGCUGAUGAACAGCGGCAUGAUCAGGGCCAGUUGCUCAGCAUGUGACACCCCUGGCGUGUGGCGGUGGCUCAAACGUCCAGAGGAAUGCAGUUGCGGAGGCAAGCUGGCAGAAGUGGUAACGGCCUAACGGGACUUCAGUCCAGCAGGGGGGCUGGCGCGGUGAUAGACGGCAGGAGGGAUGGGCCAACGUUGGAGAGCCACAUGUAUCGUAUGCAGUUACCCGCCGGGCAUGUUGCAACGCAGCGGUGCGUCCCGAAUGUUGACUAAGUGGAGGAAGAGGAAGAUAAGGGCCAAAACGAAACAGAUCGCAUUACACCGCGCCGUUAUCAGGGCCGAAUCACAAGGCGUUUAUCAUAAGGCA